Molecule: messenger RNA, 1121 nt
Organism: Entelurus aequoreus (snake pipefish)
Lineage: Eukaryota; Metazoa; Chordata; Actinopteri; Syngnathiformes; Syngnathidae
Gene: asrgl1
Product: asparaginase and isoaspartyl peptidase 1
Exons: 7
Coding region: 148-1086 (312 amino acids)
Molecular function (GO): asparaginase activity
Source: RefSeq, a predicted model, not a curated record
GCAAAGUCCAAGGAAGAUCAGGCUUAAUCCUAUUGGCUGUUUGUCUGCGCGAGGUUGGAGAUUAAGGAAACAAACAUUGACGAGCGAAAUAAUGAGAAGAGUUUUUAAAGUCGGAGCAGCUACACACGUACAGUUUCUACACGGGUGAUGGACCGGCUUCCUGUAGUGGUGGUCCAUGGGGGCGCAGGCAAUAUUCCAAAAGAGCGAUCAGACAAGUCCCGUUCUGGGGUUUGCUCAGCUGCGCGAGCUGGGUAUGUUAUCUUACAAAAGGGGGGCAGCAGCAUGGAUGCUGUGGUCGAGGCCGUGACCCAGCUGGAGAAUAACCCCAUCUUCAAUGCAGGAUGUGGAUCAGUGCUGACCGCUGGUGGGGAGGUGGAGAUGGAUGCUAUUGUGAUGGAUGGAAAAACUCUGGCUAGUGGUGCAGUUUCUGCUGUACGCAAUAUAGCCAAUCCUGUUCAGCUAGCAAGGCUGGUUAUGGAAAAGACGAGUCAUAUCUGUCUGACAGCACAUGGUGCAAAUCAGUUUGCUCGGGUCAUGCGCAUCCCAGAGGUCCCCCAAGAAUCCCUCAUCACUGAAUACUCCCGAAUGCGUUGGAAAAAGAACCUGGCACCUGCUGCCAACCCUGUGGAGUGCCAAAUGGGAAAGAUGGGAACUGUUGGAGCUGUGGCAGUUGACAUCGAUGGCAAUGUAGCGUGUGCAACCUCUACUGGUGGGCUUCUCAAUAAGAUGGAAGGACGUGUUGGUGACACAUCCUGCAUAGGGUGUGGAGGAUAUGCUGACAAUCAGGUUGGAGCAGUGUCAACCACAGGCCAUGGGGAGGCCAUUAUGACCGUUACACUUGCCAGACUCAUCCUGUUUCACAUGGAGCAAGGUCAAUCAGUAGAGGAAGCCAGCGACUUGGCCCUGGCUUACAUGAAGUCCAGAGUGCAGGGACUGGGCGGUGUGGUGACAUUGGAUCCUCAGGGUCACUGGGCCGCUCGCUGCUCCAGUCUUCAACUGGCAUGGGCUGCAGUCCAGAAGGACACGCUACACUACGGCAUAAACAGCGGGGAGCACUUUACCCAAGGCCUUGAUGAGCCCCACUGACAAAUGGAGGCUAAUCACAAUCAUCUUUAACUAUG